Diplodia corticola is the source of this 672-nucleotide messenger RNA. Its product is annotated as 60s ribosomal protein mitochondrial precursor-like protein. The record is from RefSeq and is a predicted model, not a curated record. Gene Ontology annotation, cellular component: mitochondrial large ribosomal subunit. NCBI's taxonomy places the organism in Eukaryota, Fungi, Ascomycota, Dothideomycetes, Botryosphaeriales, Botryosphaeriaceae. The transcript is spliced from 2 exons. Gene Ontology annotation, molecular function: structural constituent of ribosome. The coding region runs from base 1 to 672 and encodes 223 amino acids.
AUGAUCUGCCCGCGCUGCCUCCUGCGCGCCGGCACGCGUGGCCUCCGCUCCUCCUCCUCCACCACCACCACCACCUCUGCCGUCCGCACCUUCACCACCACGCGCACCGCGUCCGCCAAGGCUCCCUCCACCGACGCCGCGCGCUCCGCCUCCCCCGCGCCGCCAGCGACAUCGACCUCAGCCGCGCAGCCGUUCAGCACUCCGCUGACGCCCUCGCCCGCGGGCGCCGUCCCCAACAAGCCCGCAUCCACUCCUGCUGUCCUCGUGCAGAGCUCCGUCCCCGCCGGCACGCCGCUCCGGGGGUUGAACUUCUUCAAGAACAAGACGGACCCGGUCGCCAUGGAGGACGCCGAGUACCCGCCCUGGCUGUGGACGGUGCUGGGUGACGAGGGUGCCAGCAAAGAGGAGACGGACGAGGGCGACUUGUUCUCGAAAUCCAAGAAGCAGCGCCGUCUAGCCGCCAAGCGUUUGCGCAAGCAGGCCAUGCUCAACCCGGAGCUGCUCGCGCCCAAGAUCCCCGUCUACGAGCAAACCAUCGACCUCCCCGCCGGCGACGGCAGCGCCCAGGGCAGCCUGGCCGCGGACAGGGCGCGCGAAGACCUCACCAAGGCCAUGCGUACGCAUCGGAGAAAGCAGAUCAAGGAGGCCAACUUCCUCAAGGCUAUGGGCUAA